AUGUCCAUCAAGAGAUCUUAUUCUCCUUCAAUUGACGAUAUUCGUCAAUACAACAUCAAAAAACAACGAAUUCUUGAUGAUUUAGAUAAUCUAUCACUUGGUAACAAAACACCAAGAACCAACAAUCCACAACCAAUUUCUACAAGAGAUAGGGAAUUCAUACCAGAUAUAGAUGAUUUCCUGGUACAUAAUCAAGAUGAUCAAGAUAUUUUGGAAAGUUCAAGUGAAGUUUUAGAUCUUGAACAUUAUAAUAAUUCUCAAUUGUUAAUACCCAAAAGUUUAACCAAAUUGAAUAAGAUUAGUUAUAAUGAUGCCAAAUUUAGUUUUGAAAGGAUCUUGAAUCGUAAGAAAUUCAAUCAGAAACUAGAAGGAUUCCAAGGAAAUUUACAAAUUUCAAAUGAUGAUAUAUUAUGGGAUAAUGAAAUUUUAAAAUUUUGGAGUUUGAUUAAAUAUUGGGAACCAAACUUGAUGAUUUAUCAAAUUUGGGAAGUUUGGUAUUUUAAUGUUUAUAAAUUAAAUCAAUUUGAUGAGGAGUUUCAAAGUAGGAUUGAAAUGUUACCAGAUGAUUAUCCUGUGGAUCAAAAUCAUCCAAUGGAAGAUCAAGAGGAUCAAGAUUUAAUGAUUGAUGAUAUUUAUGAAUUGAAUGAAUUUAAUGAAAAACCCAAACAAGAAUACAACUAUAAUGAAACUUAUGAACCAACACCUUAUAUAGAAGAAGUUCAAUCUAUGGACCCUGAAGAUUCAAUGGAUAUAGAUUAA
This is a messenger RNA of Hansenula ciferrii, 759 nucleotides long. RefSeq lists its product as uncharacterized. Bases 1 to 759 code for a protein of 252 amino acids. Lineage: Eukaryota; Fungi; Ascomycota; Saccharomycetes; Phaffomycetales; Wickerhamomycetaceae. The transcript has a single exon. The record is from RefSeq and is a predicted model, not a curated record.